AGCGCAGCCAGGUUUGGAUUCGUUUCAUCCUGCCGCAGGUACAGGGGCGAGGGGAUCCUGCCUGCCAGCCCCGUGGAUGUCUGGGAGUGUAUAAAGCCGGUGGCUGGAGGGCUCAGGACCAAGUGGGACCAAAACGUGAAGGACUUUGAGGUCAUCGAAGACAUCAAUGAUGCUGUCUCUGUAUGCAGAACCACAACCCCUUCAGCUUUCAUGAGGGUCAUUUCACCAAGAGAAUUCGUGGAUGUGGUACUGAUGAAGCAAUUUGAAGACGGGACGAUGCUAUCUGCUGCAACCAAUGUGGAACACCCGCUGUGUCCUCCUAGACCAAAUUUUGUGAGAGGUUUGAAUUAUCCCUGUGGCUGUUUCUGUAUACCUCUUCCAGGGGAACCAGACAGGACUCAGCUCCUCACUUUCUUUCAGACUGAUCUUGGUGGCUAUCUUCCCCAAACGGUGGUGGAUUCCUUCUUUCCAGCUAGUAUAGCUGGUUUUUACAGUAACCUGACCAAAGCUGUUAAGCAAUUAAAAGCAUGA
This is a messenger RNA of Nestor notabilis (Kea), 531 nucleotides long. It is a transcript of the gene STARD5, whose product is annotated as StAR-related lipid transfer (START) domain containing 5. The transcript has 4 exons. Gene Ontology annotation, molecular function: lipid binding. The record is from RefSeq and is a predicted model, not a curated record. NCBI's taxonomy places the organism in Eukaryota, Metazoa, Chordata, Aves, Psittaciformes, Psittacidae. The annotation marks the transcript as partial.